Messenger RNA from Triticum aestivum (bread wheat), 6063 nucleotides. Its product is annotated as disease resistance protein RGA5. The transcript has 11 exons. Bases 2929 to 5709 code for a protein of 926 amino acids. Gene Ontology annotation, molecular function: ADP binding. NCBI's taxonomy places the organism in Eukaryota, Viridiplantae, Streptophyta, Magnoliopsida, Poales, Poaceae. The record is from RefSeq and is a predicted model, not a curated record. Gene Ontology annotation, biological process: defense response to other organism.
CAACAGUUGCUGCUUCAUUUCUUCUUCUAUUGCUCCCUGCGGCGGCUACGGUUGUACUCUUCUACUCGUCUCCUCCCCCUCCUCCUCUUCUGUUCAAUACACUUCUUCUCGCCUGGUACUCUUCUACUGAAGUGGAUCUACUCUCCACUAGUUCAUCUGGACAGCAAAUUGGAUUUGAAGAACUGCUAUCAGGCCGUGUGUAGAUCAAGAGCAACUACAAAUAAAGGUUGACAUAUGGAGGUUUGUAUGGAGUGUGAGAAUUCCAGCGAUAAAGAGAUGGAGACAGCCAAGGCUUGGCUGAGGCGCGCAGCACAAGCCCAUCCAAAACGUCCCACCAUUCAAAUCGAUUAGACACGAGUGCUGACUGACAUGCCUCUGCCGCCAGGAAGGCCUUCAAUGUAAUCCCGGAGCCAUGUACUGGUGAUUCCAUCAGUUGCCAUGGAUACUGUUCCAACAUUUGAAACAACUGAUCACUGCACCACUGUAGGCACCGGCAUCUCUUUUGAUUCGUGUACCGGUACUCCGGUAGUGCAGCUCCCAAUAAAGAAGGCUCAUUCUCUCCAACAUGAUUGCCUCGGCUUGUCUUGGAAGCAAAUGCGAUUACGUUCAUGGUGAUGGUGGAUGAUUACCACUAUUCGUCUUCAUGCUAAUAUUGGUGAUGGUGGAUGAAAUAAUUUACAGUGUGUUGGGAGCCUGUUCAAGUUGGUGUCCCGCUUUUUGUGUUGAUCCAACAUGAAUGAGCUUAUGGUGGUAUUGAGAAUGAACAUAUAUGGUGGUGGUACUGAGAGUUGAUGGAUGCUGAAGCAAUUGCCACCAGCAGGGGAGUGAGUGUAAUCUGAAUUCGGAGCUACCUGGCUCGCUGUGAGUCAAUUCAGGGAACGGAAAGAAGGGAGGAUGACGCGGCGUUUUGGCUCCCGGGGUCAGAUGAGUCUGGGAGUGAACAGUAAAUUCGUUAAAAAAUACUAAAAAAGUUCAAUUUUUUUGGUGAAAGAUGCUCGAGUGCGUGAUGUUCAUCAAAAUUUCAGAGUAUUUAAACAUCUGAGUAGCUCUCAACAAAAAGACAAAUUUAAGGUCUAUAAAAAAGUUUACUAUUUUGUGUUGUUCUAGCCUGUUUUUUUCCUGAGAGCUACUCAGAUGUCCGAAUGUGCUGAAACUUGGCACGGACAUCAUGCACUCAAGCAUCUUUCAACACACAAAAAAUCGUACUUUGGAUUUUUCUAAUAUUUAUUAUGAAUUUAUUGUUCAUCAGGUGUAAAUGAGCUCGAGCUCCGAAUUGGAUAUUCAGGACUGUAAGUUGUACUCCUAUGUAACAUAAAAAUGUGAGGAAAUCGGGAAAAUUAUAAAAUGAGAAAAGUAAAAAACUCAGAUUGAAAAUAGAAUAUUCUAGAAAAGACUGUAAACCACAAAUGGCAUAAAUAUUAGGGGAAGUAAGGACUUAUAUAAUAAAAUAAACAUGGGAAUGAUUCUUAAGCUUUCAAUACAGUUUAGUUAAUUUGCUGAAUUUCGCAAAAAAAUGCUGAAUUUUGUACAAUAUAUAAUACGUGUCCUUUUAUUCUAAAAAAAUGUGUCUUUUCUUGUUUUUUCCUUUAUUUGUUUCACAAUGUUUCUCAUCUGUCCUUUUCUAAAUCUUGUGGAUUAUACAAGUUUCUAGAUAUAUUAUUAAAUUUGGAGCAUUUGGUUUUGUCUCCAACUCCGAGUCUCACGGCUGAUUCGUUCCCCUCUCCUUAUCCCCUCGCUACAGUGCAGAGAGGCGACAAGGGAGGGAAUCACCUUCCCUUGAUCCGCCGCCAUCCAGGCCAGGUGUUCCUUCUCUCUCUGUCCGUCGUUUCAGCCAAGAGAGUGAGGAACUCCGUUCCUGCGGCCCCGACGUGUAGAUAGUCGGGUAGUUCUUCCUGGCGGUGUCGUCAAUGUGGGAGAAGCGGUGUCGCGGAGGAAUAAAGGUGUAUGCGCCUUGUCUCCUGCUCGGCGAGGCCCUUGUGACGUAGCCGGCAAGCGUCCGGCGGUGUGAGCCGACCAGGUGGCAUGCUCGGGGUAAGGUCGUGGCGGCGGAGGUGGUAACCUUUCUUUGGACCUUUUUUUCCCUCCCGCUCCAUCUCCGUCUCAAUGAGGUAUGCUCUGGCCUUGCUGUGGAGGAGGUGCAGCGACGUUCCGACGGUCUUCGUCUGGUGGCAUGUAUCACCACAAGAUUCAAGGUCUUGCCGGCUCAGGUGGCAGCGGCGCGUCUGCGUCUUGUCUCGAUGGUGGUGGUGGUCGUUUGCUGGUGACGAGGUGCUUUGUACUGCAGGUGAAACUUCAAUACAAUCUAGGACCUUUCUGCGAAAAGAGCUCCAAGUCUCAGAUUUUUCCGAAACAAAAUAUUACACGUUAGUGGAGGCUGCUUUUUCUUUUCUUCUUGUGGGGGUUAGUGGAGGCUGCUGCUAAUAAUGCGCGGAGAGAUGAGACGAGACGACCGCAAGUCGUUCAUUCCAGGUCCACAAAUACUCCGUAGUUUGUUUCCACUACUUCCUGUCUGCUUCUUUCUUUCUGCUCUCUGCGGCGACUACAGACUACAGUGGUCGCGCCGGUCUCUGCUUCUUUCCUUUGUCUCCGGUUCUCCGAGGAAAGAUACUACGGUGGUCUCCUCCCAAUCUGCGACGGCGACGGCGACAGCGCCCAAGAGUUCGAUCCAUUCAACGUAUGCUCAGCUCAGCAGAGGUGGAGAGUUGCUUUUCGGUGUUGGAGACGCUCUUCUUCAGCUCGCCCUCUUCAUUGAUCCAAGCCAGAACUGGAUCUAUAAUCUAUUCUCCAGUAGUUCAUCUUGGGCUGCUUUUGCUUGCGGAGGACUCUGCAAAUUGGAUUUGAAGGAGCUGCUAUUCAAGAAUUUCAAGCCAAAGACAAUGCUAUAGCCGUCUGUAGAUCAGAGAGCAAAGACAAAAAAAAAGUCGAGAUAUGGAGGCCGCUGCUGGGGCGUUGAGCCCUGUCCUCCGUAAGCUCGGUGAGCUGCUCGCCGGAGAAUACAACCUGGAGAAGCGAGUGAAGAAAGGUGUACAAUCACUUCGUACAGAACUGGAGAUGAUGCACGCCGUACUUCGUGAGGUUGGCAAGGUGCCGCCGGAUCAGCUCCAGGAGCCGGUCCGGAUUUGGGCUGGCAAGGUGAGAGACCUGUCUUGCGACAUGGAAGACGCUGUUGACGACUUCCUGACGCGUGUGGGUGAGGGUUCAGGCAGCAAGCCAACGGACAUGAGGAGUCGAGUCAAUAAGUUCCUCAAGAAGACCACCACAUUAUUUGGUAAGGGCAAAGCACUUCAUCAAAUCUGUGAUGCCAUCAAAGAAGCUCAGGAUCUUGCCAAGGAGUUGGCUGAGCUGCGUAAAAAGUAUGAGCUUGACAUGUUUAGCUCUACCAACGGUGCUACCAUUGACCCUCGCGUGUUAGCUCUACAAAAAGAUGUAGGGGAGCUUGUUGGACUUGACCGCACAACGGAUGAACUUAUUAAAACACUGAUUUGUGAGGACGGGAGUUCCAAGGAGCACUUGAAGACAAUCUCUAUUGUUGGUGUUGGUGGCCUAGGCAAGACAACCCUCACCAAAGCAGUUUUCGAGAAGAUCAAAGCCCAAUUUGAUUGUGCAGCUUUUGUCCCGGUGGGUCAGAACCCAGAUAUCAGGAAAUUUUUCAAAGACCUACUCUAUGGCCUCGACAAAGAGAAGUUCAAAGACAUUCAUAAUACAACAAGAGAUGAGAAACUACUCAUGGAGGAAAUCAGUGAAUUCCUUCUGGAUCAUAGGUACCUCGUCGUAAUUGAUGAUAUAUGGGAAGAAGAAAUAUGGAGAUUUAUAAAUUGUGCUUUGUGUAAAAACAAACUCCACAGUCGGGUAAUCACGACAACUCGUAAUGUGAGUGUGUCUGAAGCAUGUCUCUCUUCCAGCGAUGACAUGAUUCACCAAAUGAAACCUCUUUCUGAUGAAGACUCACAGAUACUCUUCCAUAGAAGAAUAUUUCAAAGCGAGGAGAAAUGUCCAGAAGAUUUGCAAGCAGUAUCAAGAGAGAUACUGAAGAAAUGUGGUGGAGUACCAUUAGCCAUCAUUACAAUAGCUAGCCUUCUAGUCAGUAACCAAAGGAUAAAGCAGAAAGAAGAAUGGAUGCAUGUGCACAGUUCGAUGGGCCGUGGAGUUACAGAAGGUGGUAUUGUGAAGGACAUGAAGAGGAUAUUAUCACUCAGCUAUUAUGAUUUGCCAUCCCAUCUAAAGCCUUGUUUAUUAUAUCUAAGCAUCUUUCCUGAAGACUUUGAGAUUAACAGAGAUUUGCUGAUAUGGAGGUGGCUUGCUGAAGGGUUUAUCCAAUGUGACAAAGAUGAAACCAGGCUGUUUGAGAUCGGAAAGAGCUACUUCAACGAGCUUAUGAACAGGAGCUUGAUCCAGCCAGCGGAAACCAAUUAUGAAGGAACAGUAGUAACUUGCCGUAUACAUGAUAUGGUGCUUGACCUUAUAUGCUCGCUGUCAAGUGAGGAGAAUUUUAUCUCCAUAUUGGAUAAUGCUCAGUGGCAUGCACCUAAUCUGCAAAGGAAACUUCGCAGGCUAUCACUUCAUAAUAUCAAGGCAAAGUGUCGGAACCAUCAGUUUGAUAGCACUAGGCUGUCAAAAGUGAGGACCUUUGCUGUUUUUUCUCCUGUUACCUGUGAUUGGUUGCCAUCUCUCUCAAGCUUUCAAUUUUUGCGUGUGCUAGAUCUUGGAAAUUGUGGCAGCCAUGAAAGUAGCUCUGGCAUCAGCCUCAAGUAUGUAGGGAAUUUAAUUCACCUAAGGUACCUAGGGCUCAAGGAUGCAGAUGUUCGCGAACUCCCUGUGGACAUAGGCAAGUUGCAGCUCUUGCAGACACUGGAUAUAGGAGGCACUAUUAUAGAAGAAUUACCUUCAAGUGUUGUUCAGCUCAGAAAUUUGAUAUGCCUACGUGUCAAUUAUAGGGUGAGGCUGCCAAAAGGAAUGGGGAGCUUGAUGUCCCUUGAAGUGCUGGAACAAGUAGGAUUAUCCUCAUCUCCUCACAUUGCGGAAGAGCUGAGCCAUCUGACAGAGGUUAGGACACUCAGUAUUGACUGUGCUAACAUGGACGAGGAUCUGAUUGAUAUAUUAAUCAAGUCUCUAGGCAACCUGCACAAAUUGCAAAAUCUGCGUAUUGAUGAUGGUGGCAGAUUGAUAAAUCGCAUGCGUGAAAGCUGGGUGCCCCCUCCAAACCUCCGUAGUUUUGAUUCAUGGAGCAUCUCUUCUUCUUCGUCGUUCCUGAGACUUCCAAAGUGGGUUAAUUCAAGGUCGCUUCCCCACCUCUCCCGCCUGGAAAUAGAUGUGGAAGAACUGCAAGGGGAUGACAUUCAGAUCAUUGGGAUGCUGCCUGCUCUUCGGUUUCUGCGGCUGCGUGCAAGUCGCGUGAUGGGAAGGUUGGUUGUGAGGGCCGAUGCAUUCCCAUCUGCGAGAUGCUGCAUAUUCUGGGAGUUUCUGACGCCGCCGUGCCUUUUUCCACCUGGAGCCAUGCCAGGGGUUCGGCAUCUUGAGUUCCAGGUAUCUGCGCGGUCGAUCGCGAGUGGCGAGGUUGACUGCGGCCUGGGGCACCUCCCUUCUCUCGAGCAUCUUCAGGUUUCUCUGUGGCGUGAGAAUUCCAGCGAUGAAGAGAUGGAGACAGCCGAGGCUUGGCUGAGGCGGGCAGCAGAAGCCCAUCCAAAACGUCCCACCAUGAAAAUCUAUUAGACACGAGUGCUGAGUGCUGACAUGCCUCUGCCGCCGGUAAGGGCUUGAACAAAAUCCUGGAGUCAGGUACUGUAAUUCCAUCAGUUGCUGUGAAUGUUGUUCCAACAUUCCGAUAGGCAACAAACAAUUCUCUGUGCCGUCGCCCGUCGCAGUCACCAACAAUCACUGUACCACCGCAGCUCCCAAUAAAUGAAGGCUCAUUCCCUCCAACGUAUGUUCAGAUUCUGGCCUUUGCUAGACGGAGGCCUCCGCAUGAUUGUUCAUGACAAACUACUGUAUUUGCUAUUCUUUCUGCAUAUGCUUUCAGAAACUAUUUGUCAAGACUCGUACAAUAAAUGGCUGCCUCUACGUUUA